Messenger RNA from Naegleria gruberi, 306 nucleotides. RefSeq lists its product as uncharacterized. Lineage: Eukaryota; Heterolobosea; Eutetramitea; Acrasida; Naegleriidae. The record is from RefSeq and is a predicted model, not a curated record. The transcript has 2 exons. Bases 1 to 306 code for a protein of 101 amino acids.
AUGCAAAAACCGAAGACAUGGAUGAAGGUUGUCACAGUAGCUGCUCCACUAUCAGUCAUCGGAGUAGUGUUCCUCUCGCUGCAAAUUAACAAGUGGAGUAAACAAUGGUUAGAUAAGAAAGCCAAUGAAAAUCCUCUUUAUUCAAUUUACAAGGAAAAUGUAGAAAGAACGAAUCAAGGAAAACCAAUUAUAAAACCUGAGGAAAUUCAAGAUGAACAACUUCGUCAAGUUUAUCAAGCAGAAUAUGAGAGACAGCUCCAAAAGAGACAACGUUACAGAUAUGAAGAAGACGAGGAUGAGGAAUAA